AAAUAAAUAUAUUGAUUUUUCUCUUUGUCUUUCUCUCUCAUAGUCCGUUUUCCAUAAGAACUGUAUCAAAACAAAAAAAAAAAAAAAGGAAAAUUCCGCCAUUGACUGAUAGCUUCUGAGAUACCCAUAUGGGGCCUCUUGACUCAGAGCCAGAUCGGUCAUUUAGCUGGGUGUUAGCUGUUGAGAAAAAUCUGGGAGCAUUAGUAGGAGGGGCUUCUUAUUCCUCUUCAUGAUCUUCUGUAUUUGAGAAAUGGGUAUUCUUUAAUUUGGCUUUACAGGUUCCAGCAAUGGUGUUAAAGAAGAGAAAGGUAGUAAGCUGGAAAAUUUUCAAUUUUUCUAUUUAUCUGCAAAAAAUUAGCUCGUGGAAGAAGAUUUCGAUGAGCCCAAGAAAGUGAAAGUAGAAUCCGAAUCUAAAAACACCAAAUCAUCCUCAUCCUCCUCCUCAUCAUCAUCGUUUUCUUCUUUCUUUCUAGCUUUUUCUACCUAGAACCAAUCACAUUCUUCUUACCAGUCACCACUGCUACCUACCCCUGAUGCAGCUAAUAUUAUAUUGUUAAUAGACCAAAUUGAGCCAGUAAAGAAUAGACUGAACCUUCAAUUUUGUUUUGGCGAGGAGGGUUCACUCAUCUUGUGGCGUAAACUUGCUUUACAGGAGAAAAUUGGAUCAGGGUCUUUUGGAACUGAUUAUCGUGCUAAGUGGCGUGGCUCAUGGUUGCUUGUAUAAACUUUUUAGGAGGCCUUAUAUGUUGGAAUUAUACUCAAUGAAAGGCUUCGGUCGAAUAUGGCUUACAAUGUGAUUUCCAACUGCAAACCAAUCAAUUCAGGUUCUUUUGUCUGAAUCACAAGAAAUUCAAGGAUGAAUUUGAAUUUUGAAGAGCGGAUUCCAAUUCUAGAUGCAGACGGGUUUCAGUUUGGAAACUCUUGGGUGCCUGCAACUCCAGAGAAGCCACAUAUUUUGGGAAGAUCUACUGCAGUCUCAGGUAUCCAACAAGGUGGACAACAGGACCCAAUGAAUUCACUAGAAUUGACAUCAAAUACAGGAAGAUAUGCAUCAAAUUUUGACUGUUUGGGUCAAAUUUUCAAUGUAAAUUCACAAGGCCAAAAUAUGGAGUAUUUUAGGUAUUUAGACCGACCUUUGACAGAUAAUAACAUGAGGGCUAAUAGCGGAGCUAAUUCUCUUCAACAGUCUUUGCCUGAGGAUUUUGGUGACUUGAAUAAUAAUUUACCGUUCACGCAACUGUUGCAACAUGGAGGAGCUGCAGUCCCCUCAUCAAACACCUCACUUUUAAGACUUGUAGAAUUAGCAGCAGAAAUGCCAAAACAUUCACAUGAAAUGACCAAUAUCCAACAAGAUUGUGUCUCAGCCAGUUUCAAUCCAGGUGCUGGGUUCACUGGCAGCAUGGAGGGAAACCAAAUCGAUUAUUCGCAUUGGCAAGUCGGGAAAUGUUCGACUGAAUCCAACAUUGCUAAUCUGUUAAUCAGAGAACAGAGUGGAUGUUCGAGUUCUAACCCACUGAAUUAUGGUAGCAACUUACCCCAGACACUCAGCUAUGAUCCCUUCACAACGUCCAAGCCAAGCUAUGAUUUGAAUUUCUCACCAAGUAACUUUAAUGCUCCCACAAAUGUUGUGAACUCGCAUUAUUUCACACCAGUAACACCAAAUCAUGUUGCAAUGGAGAACCAGCGGUCUGCAUUACUAAAGUCCACAACUGAUGAAACACCAAGUCAGGAAAGAAACACAGCAAAUAAUCUAGUUGAAUGCAGAGAAGGUGAAGCAAUUCAACUACAUAGUGACGAACUCUUGCAAAAGAUUGUCGACUCAUCGUCCACAGCCAUUUCUACACCAUACAAAGAAAAUAAAGAUUCCGAGGAGAUAACUGAUCUGGGCAUUGAUCUGAAUGAGACACCACAGCAGAAAACACCAAAACGUAGGAAACACAGGCCCAAGGUAAUUGUAGAAGGCAAACCAAAAAGGGGCCGAAAGCCUAAAGUUCCAGAAAAUACAGAACCUAAGCAGCCAAAGAGGAAAUACGUGCGCAAAAAUGUUUCAAAGGAGUCAACAUCUCAAAUGGUGGAUAUUUUGGAGGGUCCAGGAAAUUCUAACACUGCAUUGCCCAAAAAGAGUAGCAAGAAAGUCUUAGAUUUUGAUUCGGAAACAAUUGGAGAUGCAAAUCUGGGCAACAUAGUGGCUCAGCAGGAGAUGCACAACAUGAAUGGAAAAGCUCCAAGUGUUACCUUGGACUACCAAGCAACAAAUACAAUUCCAUCAAUGAAUAGUGGCACUCCUGUUGAGCAUAUGGUAGAAAACCAUUUCAUGAAUCAAAUGCCAAAUGGACAUGUUAGUCAAUUUGAAAGGCAAGCAACUGUUCCUCAGUUUGAUUCAAUACAAGAUAUGCAUAUGAAAAAUUUCAAUGUAACUGGAGGAGAUGAAAUAAACAGAAAUGUUGAUCAACAGCUAAAGACGAAGGAAGAUGAAAAUGUUCUGAAACAGCAACAUGCAUGUGCAGUAGCAGUAGUCCAAGAUAGAGUUCAAGGAAGAGAUAAUUGUGAGAAACUUCAGAAGAUUAGAGAAACAAUGAAGCAGGCUAUGCCUCAGCCAGUUCCAAAGACCCCCUCCUCCAAUGAAGCAAAGGGGUCAAAAAGGGACCAUUGCCACACCACUGAACAUGCACAUCUCUCAACUGCAAAUCAUAUAGAUGCUAGUACAUUGUUGUACCAAGGAAUAUAUGAGUUUUGCUCAGGAUUUUCACAAACCACUAAGAAAAAGAAGAUUGGGUAUGACUGCAGAGACAUCGUGAACGUUCCUUCUAUUGUCAAUGCAGCUGAGGGUUUAGGAAAUGUUGAAACAACAACUGCACACGGUGUCAAUGCAAGUAGACUAUCAAAAGCUAAUUGCACAUUAUUGAAUACUGAAUCAAGCAAAAUUGCUUAUAGAGAUAUGAAUGAAGUCAGCAUAUUCAACAGCAACAGUUAUGAUUACUCUACCCCUUCAGAGCAUAAUAUGAAGCAACAUUCACAAACAGGAAAGAUAGGUUCUGCAAGGGCCCAUAAUUAUGCUAACAGACUUUCCACUGGAAUCACAAUUGAGAAAAGUAAACAUCUCUCAUCCCUUCUUGAGAAGUCCACCACACUUGGAAAUGGGCAAUUAUUUCAAGCUCGUUAUGCUGCCAUGUCAGAGAUAAAGCAGACUGUAAGAGCCCCGCUGAUAGAAUCAUCUUUGACAGUAUUGAACACAUCCUUGCCCAAGAAAAGAGGUCCAAAGAAGAAACAAACACAUCUUACAGCAAUAGAUGAAGUCAUUUACAAAUUUCAGAACCUUAAUCUCAAUGGAAGCAGCAAUGAAUUACUAAGGCCAGACCAAAAUGCACUUGUCUUAUACAAAGGAAAUGGUCCAGUUGUUCCGUAUGGGGGUUUCGAGUUUAUCAAGAAGCGUAAACCACGACCUAAAGUGGACCUUGAUCCAGAAACAAACAGGAUUUGGAAUCUUUUGAUGGGCAAGGAAGGAAGUGAAGACCAAGAAGGAACAGAUAAGAAAAAGGAGAAGUGGUGGGAAGAGGAGAGAAAAGUAUUUAGUGGGAGAGUUGAUUCUUUCAUUGCACGGAUGCAUCUAGUUCAAGGAGACAGGCGUUUCUCUAGAUGGAAAGGAUCAGUUGUUGAUUCAGUGAUUGGAGUCUUCCUUACUCAAAAUGUCUCAGACCAUCUUUCAAGGUACACUCAACAACAGAUAAUUAUUUUUAAACCAAAUGGCCAUAAAAUGUUCAAUAAAAGCAUUUUGUAUCCUUUAUGCAGCUCUGCCUUCAUGUCUCUGGCUGCACGAUUUCCUCCUAAGUCAGCACGCAAUAGCACGCAAGAUAAUUUUAACACAGCAAUAAAAGGUAAAGCAAUAAUCCCCAUAAUAAAUCUAAAUGACACCAUCAAAUGGCACGACGACUCAAGAGAACCAAUCAACAAUCAACACACAGCACCCCAUCAAUCUGCUGAUGGUCAAUGGAGAGAUAAUACAGCAAUGACCAUAGGAAACUUGACAGAACCACAAAGCCAAAGUUCAGAAGAAGAAAUCAUAUUGUCCCAAAAUUCGUUUGAUUCCUCAGUCACUCAAGCUACUGGUGGAAUUAGAUCCUGUUCAGGCUCAAACUCAGAGGCAGAAGAUCCCUGUACUGGAUGGAAACCUAGCAACACUCAAGUUUCAUCUCUAAGGGAUUAUCCUAUGAAACAUCCUGAUUUCCCUUAUUCAAACAAUCCAGACUAUCUGUACAGGCAACCAGCUCCCCAUUCUGGAAAUAGUCAGUUGUGUAUGACAACUGGGCCUAGAGCACCGGAAGUAUGUUGCUUUGAAAACUUCAGUGAAGAAAGCACAUCAUCUUGGCAUUCAACCAGUUCGAGAUCAGCAAAAGGGUCAGAUACAACUUCCAGAACCUCAUGUAGUGAACAAGCUGAAUGUUUCGGUAACAGCUCUGAGCAACAGAAUCAAGGCUGGAAGUCUCAAGAAACACCAUCAGCUGACCCUUGUGCAUUAUUAAGCUCACAAUUAACAAGCCAAGAAGCACUUCAUUCAGACACCGAAUACAAUCGAUCUUCUUGCAGUAAUUAUCAGCAUUUGAAGAGUGAUAUGUUUCAAGCAGAAAGCAGUUCACUAACAAACCCUGCCAAAUUUUCUGAUGCACCUGCCAAGAUGCAGGAAGCAACUGCACAGACUGUUUCACAUGAUAAUAAGCUCACAGAAAAAUCUUUUGAAGCUGGCGAUAGUAUUUCUGCAGUAAGUAUCCAGAUGGAGAAACAUAAUAAGUUGGUAGAGCAAAGCUCUGACCAUACUCCAAAUGCUGCCCACAAAAAAAUUUCGAAAGCAAAAAGAGGAAAUUCUACAGGUCAAAAUAAUAAUGAAGUUGACUGGGACAACUUAAGGAAGCGGGUAGAGAUCGGUGGUGACAAAAAAGAAAAAAGCAAAGAUGCAAUGGACUCAAUCGACUAUGAAGCUAUUAGAACAGCUAAUGUUAAAGAUAUUUCUGAUGCCAUCAGAGAACGAGGAAUGAACAACAUGCUAGCAGAACGAAUCAAGGAAUUCCUAAACCGCAUAGUCAAAGACCAUGGAAGCAUUGACCUUGAAUGGUUAAGAGAUGUUCCCCCUGAUGAAGCAAAGGAUUACUUACUAAGCAUCCGAGGACUAGGUUUGAAAAGUGUGGAGUGUGUGCGGCUUUUGACACUUCAUCAUCUUGCUUUCCCGGUUGAUACAAAUGUAGGAAGAAUAGCAGUACGACUGGGUUGGGUACCCCUCCAACCACUUCCAGAGUCACUUCAAUUACACCUUCUGGAACUGUACCCGGUACUGGAGACAAUUCAAAAGUAUCUUUGGCCAAGAUUAUGCAAACUUGAUCAACGAACACUAUACGAGCUACACUACCAGAUGAUUACAUUUGGAAAGGUCUUCUGUACAAAGAGUAAACCAAACUGCAAUGCAUGUCCCAUGAGAGGAGAAUGCAGACACUUCGCAAGUGCUUUUGCCAGUGCAAGACUAGCCCUACCAGGCCCAGAAGAGAAAAGAAUUGUGACUUCCAUUGAUCCUACAGGACCCACACCAGUUAACAGUCCUGCUGUAGUUAUGAAUCCUGCACUACUACCUCCACCAGAGAACAAUGUACUUGCAGAAUCUGGCUCUAAAAUUGACAAGUGUGAACCAAUCAUUGAAGAGCCUGCAACACCAGAGCAAGAAUGCAUAGAGGUGUCACAAAGUGACAUUGAGGACUCCUUCUAUGAGGACCCUGAUGAGAUCCCAACUAUAAAACUCAACAUUGAACAGUUCACACAAACCUUACAAAACUACAUGCAAAAGAACAUGGAGCUCCAAGAGGGCGACAUGUCCAAGGCUUUAGUUGCCUUGAAUCCAGAAGCCACCUCCAUUCCUAUACCUAAACUGAAGAAUGUCAGUAGACUUCGAACUGAACACCAAGUGUAUGAACUACCAGACUCACAUCCUUUAUUGGAACGGCUUGACAAACGAGAACCAGAUGACCCAAGUCCUUAUCUUCUUGCUAUAUGGACACCAGGUGAGACAGCAAAUUCCAUUCAACCAUCAGAAAGAAGUUGUAGUUCCAACCAACCAGACAAAUUAUGCGAUGAGAAGACAUGCUUUUCAUGCAAUAGUAUUAGAGAAACAAAUUCACAAACCGUAAGAGGGACAAUUUUGAUACCUUGUAGAACAGCAAUGAGAGGAAGCUUUCCACUUAAUGGCACAUAUUUUCAAGUUAAUGAGAUGUUUGCAGAUCAUGAUUCAAGUCUCAAUCCUAUCAAUGUUCCUAGAGAGUGGAUAUGGAAUUUGCCAAGAAGGAUGGUAUACUUUGGAACUUCUGUAUCAACAAUUUUCAAAGGCCUAUCAACAGAAGGAAUUCAGUUUUGCUUUUGGAAAGGAUUCGUCUGUGUGAGGGGAUUUGACGUGACAACUAGGGCACCUCGACCUUUGAUAGCCAGAUUGCAUUUCCCCGCAAGUAAGUUGAUCAAGACAAAAAAUGAUGACAAAAGAUGAAAGAGAAUGAGUGACAUAUGCUUACCAGCAGCAGGUGCAAAAUAAGGGUCUGUUGCGCAAAACAGAUAAGACUACUCACAGGGUAAAAUAGGUCACUAACUGAUUGUUGUACAUCACCAACCAUUCUUCUUCCUCUAACCUGAAAUGGAUUUUGCCACAUUUUGGCCAAGCAGGGAGCACAAAGCAUGUUCAACAUGCUAUCCCAUAAUAAGCGGGAAGUAAUUUGUACAAGACUAGAUAGAUAAACAUUGUUAUUGUUUCAACUUUGCUAAGCAAAGCACAUUUCAUUAUCCAAUGUCACUCCCCAAAGAGAUGAAAUAAUCGAGUAGUUUUGAUUCAUCCUAAACAAAA
Molecule: messenger RNA, 6868 nt
Organism: Cannabis sativa
Lineage: Eukaryota; Viridiplantae; Streptophyta; Magnoliopsida; Rosales; Cannabaceae
Product: transcriptional activator DEMETER
Exons: 22
Coding region: 857-6517 (1886 amino acids)
Biological process (GO): base-excision repair
Molecular function (GO): DNA demethylase activity; 4 iron, 4 sulfur cluster binding; DNA N-glycosylase activity
Source: RefSeq, a predicted model, not a curated record